ACGCUAGGUCGGGGGGGCUGAUUCAGCCUUUUUAACUUGAGGCGGACGUGCAGCAACACGUCGCUUCCUUUAGUGUGAGGAAGAAUAUCCUUCACAUCGGCAUUGGUAGCGGAGCUACCGUCUAGCGGAUUCGAUCCACGGUGCGGAGUGCGUCGCGGAAGUUGCGAUUUUGUUCCAGAGCGCGGCGGUGCAUCAUGGGCUGCGGGACAUCAAGCGCAAAAGGUGCAGGUAGUGGCAGCUCGGCCAAUGGGAAGUCGAAGUCGUCCAAGCAGAACGAGAAGCAGGCGGCCAAGCUGGAGAACAAAGAGUACCAGGCGCGGAUGCACUUCAUACAGCAGGUUCCCCUCAUGAAGCGUCUGCCCAAGGA
This is a messenger RNA of Prorocentrum cordatum, 367 nucleotides long. NCBI's taxonomy places the organism in Eukaryota, Dinophyceae, Prorocentrales, Prorocentraceae. The record is from the annotation of a GenBank genome assembly.